This is a messenger RNA of Lodderomyces theae, 894 nucleotides long. RefSeq lists its product as uncharacterized. The coding region runs from base 1 to 894 and encodes 297 amino acids. NCBI's taxonomy places the organism in Eukaryota, Fungi, Ascomycota, Pichiomycetes, Serinales, Debaryomycetaceae. The record is from RefSeq and is a predicted model, not a curated record. The transcript has a single exon.
AUGGCCAGACUAACCCAAACUCCCUCAAGUGAUAUUAAUAGAGUCCCUGACCACAUGUCUGCUUUGUGGAAGGCUUUAGGCAUUGAUGAAUUUAUUCGAACAUCAACACUUAUCUACCGAGAGUUUAACAGGAAAAGAACUCGUAGUCGGUUAACACUUAAAGAUGUGCAGAGUAGGUACCUGCCAAAACGUGUUUCUAGAACCAUCGCAUAUACACUUAUCAGAGGAACAUUUCCCGAACAUUUGCAGAUACUAGGGGAUGAAAUGAGUGAUAGAGUUGUCAGUGUAAUCUUUGAUGGAUCAAAACUUGAAAAUUUCGCUAAAGAGCCGACAAAUGAACCAUUCACCAAUUUGGAACAAAUCAAAGCCAUCAACUAUAUUAUUCGCUCACUUUAUAGAUAUUUCACGAGCAAGUUGGCGAAUAAAGAGCUCAAUUUUGUUGAAAGACUUGCCACAUUAUCGUGGUCACUUUAUUUUGGAGUUGUGUACGAAAACAAGUGCCAAGAAUACAAACCGACAGACUUGAAUCCAGAAAAAAAAAAGAUUUUUAACGCCAUUCACCCAGUUUCAUCUUCCGAGCCAGUCAGAGAUUUCGAUUUUGACAAAGAAAAGUUGCUUGAAAUCGAUUUAAAAUAUUUCGUGCGUCGUCCCAAUCCAAUUUCCACAACAAAAGAUGAGUUUUCAACUAUUGAGGCGAAUAAUCUUCCUGAGUUCCAGCUCAAAGAGGUCCUUAGUUUUGAAAAUGAGGCUGAAUUCUCGCGGAUCAUAGGUCAUACACUUUUUCCAAUUAUUUCCUUUUUCACAAAUACUCAAGUCAAAGAACAAGAAAAACGUGUGAUUAUGAAGGCAGCUAUGGUGCCUGAUGCCAUUGCAGAGAACAUAAGCAUUUUUUGA